Molecule: messenger RNA, 2262 nt
Organism: Symbiodinium sp. CCMP2592
Lineage: Eukaryota; Dinophyceae; Suessiales; Symbiodiniaceae
Source: the annotation of a GenBank genome assembly
AUGGAGCGUGGUACGCGCAUGGAGCUCCCCCCGCCGCCACCUGCCGCCGGCUCAGAUGGCAUCGCCAACCAUGAUUACGACGAGAGCGGCAAUGAGAACGAUGACGAGGCUUUCCAUUCGAAAGUGUCGGAUGAGCAGCGAUUGAAGCUCCAGGACCUCAACAAGUUGUUGGACAUUUCCGUGGAGCACAAGGGGCAGCAAAUUGUGGUCGUGGGGGACACGUCUGCGGGCAAGUCCACAACAAUCAACUUUUUGCUGGGCUACCCGUUCAACUUCGUUGCGAGGGGCAUUGGAACUCGCCGGCCAUGCGUCAUGACCUUGACCAAACACCCGGACUACGACUUGGUGCACUUCAAGGUUAAGUUCGAGAAGAACGAUUACAAGAAGGAGGAGUUCUGCACCUGCCUUCAAGAUGUUGUGGAGCUCCUUGCAGACGUGAACGACCCGAGGAUUCAUCCCGAGUGGUUUGAUUGUUUGGAGGAUGAGAAAUUGAAAGUCGAUCCAGAAGAUGCGUUUGACCAGACACCAGUCUUUGUCGAGUUGUUGCACAGCGGGAUCGAGGUCCCCAGGCGUUUGGUUGAUGUUCCAGGUCUGAGCCGGAACCAUGACCGCACGCUGCAGAUUGCUGCAAACUAUAUCCGGCCUGAAAACAUCGUCAUCCUGGUUGUCGGCAAGGACCACGUGAACAACGGUGGUUUCCCCAACCUCGCUGCAGCCAUGAGGGUCUGCCCGCACACGAUCGUGGUGCAGAACUUCGCCACCACAGUAUUGAAGGACAACCAGGCCCAGGACAACAUGAAGACCAUUUCGGACAAGAUGGGGAAUGGAAAGGACUUGGUGAUGCAUUGCGUAGACUACGGCUUGCCGCAUGGGUCCCAAUAUUGGAAAGAAGGACUCGACCAGCCCGACUGGGAGGGGAUCCACAACAGCGAAGGCCUUCAGAAAGUGCAGCGAAGAAUGAAGAGGCAUGCGAGACAGACAGGCCAGAACUUCAACUCCGACCGACUGGUGGCAGGCCUCACACAGGUUCACACGAAAUUGAAUGAAUUUCAGUUCCGAGACAUCGAUGGACAGAUCACCUUCUUACGGCAUGAGCUGGAAAGUCAAAUCAAAGCGAAGGAGCUAGAGAUGACCCAUGCUGAAGCGCGCGUGAAGCAGCUGCAUUUCCCACCCGAGUGGGAUAGCAUGAUCGCUUCCUUCGCGACGGCAUGCACUAUGUACUUGGAUUCGACCAUCAGCGCGACGGAUGGGGUCCCAGCCGAGGCAGAAGCCACGGGUGGCUCUGCACUGGCCGCGCUUUGUGCAUCGCUUGAUGAAGUCAAGCCAGCAGGACAGACUUCAGGGAACGACGCGCAAGACCAAGGGGCGAAGGCCGAGCUCGCUUGGUUUGAUGAGAAGCUUGACGAAAAGGUGAUACACCUGUUGACCAAGUACUGCGGCUUCGAGUCGAAGCUGAAGCUUGGCUGCAUCCGCAGCUGGCAGCGCCUUAUCGACGAGUUCACUGGAAUGCUAGCCUUCGCGCCCAUGCCUUGUGUGCACCAGGCGAAGAAGAGCCACGUGCAGGGGCAGGUUGGCAGUGGAAGGGCAGGCACGCUCAAUUUCAACGAGGAGACCGUCAAGCUCGUCGUUGAACUUGGCGGGCGCGAGGGUCUUGUUCGUCCUCAGCUGAAGCAGUUGCAACGACGCUUGCAGCGGCUGGUGCAGCGCGACUAUGCCAGCGCAGUCCACACUCUGGAAGCACACUGCCGUGCCGAGUUGAACGAGUUCCUCAGUUUGGUGAACUCGAACUCGGAGGACGAGCAGGCAUCCGACGUUGGAGAGUUUGUGGAUGCCGGUCCAAUGGCCCGCCGGCAGGAGCCAACAACUACGAGCAUGAUCUUGUCAUGCGUGAAGGAGGCUUUGCUCGAGCAUGCCAAGUCAGAGAUUUCAUUGGAGCUGGAGGGUUCGGCGGAGAAGGACGACAGCGGAGCCCCUAUCUGGGAUGACGUGAUCAAGAAACACCAGAAGCGGCUGAAAUCUGGCAUGAUGGUUCGAGAGGGUGAGAACACACUGAAACCAGCGGCCUUGCACUGGAUGCUGCCUUUCAAGUUCAACAAUGGAGGGCAAAUGAGCCUUCGCAAACUGCGCUUCGAGAACUCCGACAAGGAUUCGGCCUGGGGCAUCUGGCCGUUUGCGAGGUCAACUCCGACAUUUCCCAAUACCGUCGACCGUGCCCCGACCGCCAUCAGGUUGGCUGGCACAAGGAGCUGCUUGAGGAGAUAA